Zonotrichia albicollis (white-throated sparrow) is the source of this 2456-nucleotide messenger RNA. NCBI's taxonomy places the organism in Eukaryota, Metazoa, Chordata, Aves, Passeriformes, Passerellidae. The record is from RefSeq and is a predicted model, not a curated record.
AUGAAUUAUGUUCUUAUUGCAGGAAAUGACUUAGAUACGUACGAACAGCAGCUGCUGGAACUUCAGCAAAGACUGUUGUAUGCUGACAUGGAAAACAAAAAAAGAUCACAUGAACUGAGCAGUGCCCUACAUGAAAUCAAAAAUAUAGCUGCAAGAGGAAUGAACAUGACAGAAAAUCUCACAGGUGAAUUAAAGUGGAAAGAGUAUACCCUGCCCAGAAAACUCCCCGUGCACCUUACAAAUAUCUACUACUAUCUCCCUCACCUGCGAGAAUAUGAAGAUGCAAUUUUCCCAAAUGUUAUCUUUGGGCAGCAGAGAACUGGAGUCUCCCUGGUGAUGGGUAUUCCUACAGUGAAAAGGGAAAAACAAAAUUACCUGAUUGAUACUCUGCAUUCCUUGCUGUACCAACUCUCUGAGGAGCAGAAGAGGGACUGUGUAAUAAUCAUCUUUGUAGCAGAGGUGGAUGCAGAGUAUGUUAAGAGUGUUGCAGAAAGUGUUAAAACCAGCUUCCCCAGAGAAGUCCAGUCUGGAGUCCUGGAGGUUGUUUCUCCUCCUGCUUCCUAUUACCCAGACCUUUCCAACCUGCAGAAAACGUUUGGAGAUUCUGAGGACCGAGUAAGGUGGAGAACUAAACAGAAUUUGGACUAUAGCUUUUUAAUGCUGUAUGCUCAGCCUAAGGGAACAUUUUAUUUACAGCUGGAAGAUGAUAUUAUAGCCAAGCCUGAUUUUGUUGAGAGCAUAAAAAGCUUUGCUGCUCAGCAGUCCCAAGAUUGGAUGGUUCUUGAGUUCUCACAGCUUGGAUUUAUUGGAAAAUUGUUUAAAUCAGAAGACUUACCACAUAUAGUGGAGUUUUUUCUCAUGUUCUAUAAGGAUAAGCCUGUAGACUGGCUCAUAGACCACCUGCUCUGGGUUAAAGUGUGCAAUCCAGAGAAGGAUGCAACACACUGUGAGAAGGAAAAGUCAAAGUUGCGUGUCCGUGCUAAGCCAUCUCUCUUUCAGCACGUGGGAACCUUUUCAUCCUUGGCUGGGAAGAUACAGAAUUUGAAAGAUAAAGAUUUUGGAAAAAUGUUGCUACAUAAAGCACAUAAUAAUCCACCUGCAAAAGUGGACACAAGCCUAAAAAUAUACGAGCAAUAUACCCUGGAAAAAGUUUACAAAGGACAAGACUGUUUUUGGGCCUUAGCUCCAGUGGCAGGUGACUACAUCAGGUUCACAUUUUUAAAUCCACUAGAAGUUGAAAAGUACUUGUUCAGAAGUGGGAACGUGGAGCACCCUGGUGAUAAACUGUUUAACACCACUGUGGAAGUGCUGCCAGCUGAUAAAACGCUAAGAAAAGAAUUGAUUCACAAUGGAAGUAAAUUUAACUACCCAGCAACAAAAGACGGAUAUUUAAAAAUAGGGGCUUUUGAAAAUGGCACAGCAGAAGGCAGCAUCAGCCAGGCAAUAGGAAGAAUAGAGGCCAUUCGUUUAUCAGUCAGCUCUGACUCUCCAGUCUGGGCAAUACUCAGUGAGGUACUUAUCAAGACAUCUGAAAACUGAAAAAAAUACAUUUUUGAUGUGUCACUUGUUAUGUAUUUCUGGUAAACAAGGCUGACUUCAACAAAACAAAACAAAAAGACUGGGACAAAAGAUCUAAUUCCAUGCCCAUUUAGUUAUUAAUGCUCUGUAUUAGGAAAGAGUUGGGAUAAAUCUUAGGUCUUUAUAUGACAAGGUAUAUGAAAAGAAUGUUAGUAAUUUCGAUAACAUGUUCUUGAGAAAUAUGUCAUAUAUAAACAUUAAAAAGAUAUUAUUGCAAGCAAUUGAUAAGGCAUUACAGCCUGCCUCAGGGACCAAAGCAUAAAGGUGUAAGGAGUUUCACCAGAAAUAAAAACACAGGCAUAUAAUAUGAAUAUUUUUUUGAAAAAUAUUCAGGACACGGUGUUCAACUCCAUUGAAAACACUGGUCAGUUUUGUAGGGAAAUUAGAACUGAAGGAAAAGUUGUCAAUAUUCAUUGCAGGUAUUUAAAGUAGUUCACAGGAACAACUUAAAGUUAUGGAAAUUGAUCUCGAACUAAAUAUAAAUGUGUUUCAGCCUUAAUGUGCCAUAAGUUAUGUUAAAUAUUUUUUUCAAUAAAAAUUACCUACAAAUUACCAUGUGAAUAACUUGAAACUUAAACAAGUAUUUUUUGGAAGACUGUAUAACUUCUCAGUGAAUUCUGCAUUGAAUUAAUUACAGGAAAUAAGGGUAUUAUGUGUAACUAUAUUUUUGUAAAAAGAAAAUCUAUUUAAAUAAAAUUUUGGAUCCUGAAAUUAGAUAAUCAGCGUGUACUGACAUUUCAAUUCUUGUCACAAGUUCAAAUUCAACAUAAAUUUGAAAAUAAAGGGUAAACCACAGCAGUCUCAUUUGAAAAGAUUUUGGGAAAUGACAAUCUACCUUGGACAUCUAAUGGUCAGAAUUCCUUAGCACAUAGAGCACA